Trypanosoma conorhini is the source of this 675-nucleotide messenger RNA. Its product is annotated as SNF-7-like protein. Gene Ontology annotation, cellular component: multivesicular body. Bases 1 to 675 code for a protein of 224 amino acids. The transcript has a single exon. Gene Ontology annotation, biological process: vesicle budding from membrane; late endosome to vacuole transport via multivesicular body sorting pathway. The record is from RefSeq and is a predicted model, not a curated record. NCBI's taxonomy places the organism in Eukaryota, Euglenozoa, Kinetoplastea, Trypanosomatida, Trypanosomatidae.
AUGAACCGGCUGUUCGGUAAGAAAAAAGACACCCCGAAGCCCACGUUGGAGGACGCCAGCGUCCGGCUUAACACGCGUAGUGAGGCGGUGGACGCCCGGGUGGGCAAAAUCGACGCCGAGCUCACGAAGCUGAAGGAAUGCAUUCUCAAGACACGUGGGGCAACCCAGCAGCGGUACAAGCAGCGCGCGGUGCAGCUGCUGCAGCAGAAGCGCCUGUACCAGAACCAGCAGGACACGAUGAUGCAGCAGCAGUUCAACAUGGACCAGCUGCAGUUCACGACGGAGUCGGUGAAGGACACAAAGGUGCAGCUGGACGCACUGAAGGAUGCGACGAAGAGCCUCAAACGUGAGUUCAAGCGGGUGGAUCUAUCAAAGAUUGAAAACCUGCAGGACGAGCUGCGUGACAUUUACGAGGACACGCAGGAGGUGCAGGAGAUACUCGGCCGCGCCUACGAUGUGCCGGAGGACAUUGACGAGGACGAGAUGAUGGGGGAGCUGGACGCAAUUGCCUGCGACAUGGAGGCGGAGACGGACUCCAGCUACCUCGCCGCCGCCCUCGCCAGGCCAGGGACGAAGCUGCCGGAGCUGCCCGGAACAGAGAAGCCGCAGGCGGAGGAGGAGGAGAAGAAGGAGAAGGUCGACCCGUAUAGUCUGGAGGCGCAGCUGGGCCUGUGA